GUUUCAGCCAUAAUUCAUAUGGCGGCGUAAAAAAUCUACUGCAGUGUUGAUUGACUGUUGAAGCUAUAGUGGUAAACAUGGCGUUAGCUGAAGUGUGUGGUUUGAACUCUUUUGUAAACUUCAAUAAUUCUAUAGAAGAUGAAUUUCAUCAAGACCUCGAAUAUGAAAAUUUCACAAAUAAUACUGCUUUGGCGAUGCCACCAUUUAGCAAUCCGGCGGGUUUUCUUGGUCAAUUAGCUAAAGGAACAGAUGAAACUGGUAAACAUAUGAAAAUUCAAUUUGACCAUGGAACUACAACACUAGGUUUUAUGUAUCAAGGAGGUAUUGUACUUUCUGUAGAUUCUCGAGCUACAGGAGGACAAUUCAUUGGUUCACAAGUGAUGAAAAAAAUUGUUGAAAUCAAUGAUUACCUGUUAGGAACAUUGGCUGGCGGUGCAGCUGACUGUGUAUAUUGGGAUAGAGUAUUAGCUAAACAAUGUCGCAUGUAUGAAUUACGCAAUAGAAAUCGUAUAUCAGUUGCUGCAGCAAGUAAAUUAAUGUCAAAUAUGGUUUACAAUUACAAAGGAAUGGGUCUUAGUAUUGGUAUGAUGAUUGCUGGAUGGGAUAAAAGAGGACCAGGAUUGUAUUAUGUUGAUUCUGAAGGUACUCGCACACCUGGCAAAGUGUUCAGUGUUGGUUCAGGUUCAGUUUAUGCCUAUGGUGUAUUAGAUUCUGGAUAUCGCUGGGAUCUAACUGACGAAGAAGCGUAUGAACUUGGUAGAAGAGCUAUUUAUCAUGCAACACAUAGAGAUGCUUAUUCUGGUGGUAUUGUCAGAGUUUAUCACAUGAAAUCAACUGGAUGGGUACACAUCACCGAUCAAGAUUGCAAGGAUUUACAUUAUGCAUAUGCAGAAGAGAAGAAAGUUGAUAACUAAAUUCUCAUAAUCACUGAUUUUUUUAUUCAAUAAUAAAAUUACU
This is a messenger RNA of Phymastichus coffea, 957 nucleotides long. RefSeq names its product proteasome subunit beta type-5 (gene Prosbeta5). Lineage: Eukaryota; Metazoa; Arthropoda; Insecta; Hymenoptera; Eulophidae. Bases 78 to 914 code for a protein of 278 amino acids. The record is from RefSeq and is a predicted model, not a curated record. The transcript is spliced from 5 exons. Gene Ontology annotation, cellular component: proteasome core complex. Gene Ontology annotation, molecular function: threonine-type endopeptidase activity.